AUGGUGCAGGCAACGUUACAGCCGGCAACGUGCAAGAAGGCAGCAAAGCUCGGCCACGACGCGGUCUCGUCUGAGAGGCUCGUCGAGCCAGUGGUCGAGGGCAAGCCGGUGCCGUCGAGCCGAGGCGACACGACGGUGUACCGGAGGCUGCGCAACCGGUACCUGGUGGCCUACUCGCUGGCCACCUUUGGCGACUGGAUCCAGGGCGGCUACCUCUACGCGCUCUACAUAGGCCAUUUCCGCUAUUUACUACACAGCGAUACAGCUUAG
This is a messenger RNA of Emiliania huxleyi CCMP1516, 270 nucleotides long. RefSeq lists its product as hypothetical. Gene Ontology annotation, biological process: molybdate ion transport. Gene Ontology annotation, cellular component: membrane. Gene Ontology annotation, molecular function: molybdate ion transmembrane transporter activity. Bases 1 to 270 code for a protein of 89 amino acids. The transcript has 3 exons. The record is from RefSeq and is a predicted model, not a curated record. NCBI's taxonomy places the organism in Eukaryota, Haptophyta, Isochrysidales, Noelaerhabdaceae.